Messenger RNA from Falco peregrinus (peregrine falcon), 7905 nucleotides. It is a transcript of the gene ARMH4, whose product is annotated as armadillo like helical domain containing 4. Lineage: Eukaryota; Metazoa; Chordata; Aves; Falconiformes; Falconidae. The record is from RefSeq and is a predicted model, not a curated record. The transcript is spliced from 9 exons. The coding region runs from base 160 to 2508 and encodes 782 amino acids.
CACCGCCCCGCGGGGCCGGCCCGCCCCGCCCGUGCGGCCGCGGGGCGCUGGGGGCGAGCGCGGCGCGCCGCCGAGGUGCCGGGCGGAGGCGGCGGGAGGCAGGUCUUGCACUCUGGACUUGUCAGUCUUGCAGGCUUCUGGGCAGAUCUCUUCUCAGCUAUGAGUAGAUCAAUAGGAUUUAACAUCUGCAUAGUCACCUGCAGCAUCCUGCUCUUGUCCUCCAGUCCAUCAUGCCUUGCGUCUCAGCCACUGGAGGAAGGGGACAUGACAAAGAUCCAGCAUGGCCCCUGGGCAAGGAGUGGUGUGCAAGAUGAAAGGACAAGCACACUGAAUGUGAAAAAUAACCCGGGCCCUUCUGAGCAGACUGUCUCUGAAAAGCCACUUGGAGUGUCAGCAAAGCCAUCUGGGAUGCCCUUAAAUGAAGCUUUCACUGGAGAAGGAGAAAUGCUGCCUGUAAGCCAGAGCCAUGUCAUCCCAGGCAGCCAGAGCGUGGCUGCUCACACCUCUGCUGCGGCAGUGGCUGCUGUGGGUGAGGAGCUUGGUCACACAGAGUCAGAGCUGGAUGAGGGUGAUGCAUCCAGGGCCAUGCUGACCACAGCUGUGACCACGCUGAACCCUGCUGUCCAGGAGGAGUCUGUCGGUGGUCUUGUUAGUGAGUCCACCACAGAGGGUGGUGUUGAAGUAAAGCACAGCUCUGCUGGCCUCUCAGCAACCCCCCUUUCUGGGACAGCUGAGGAGGAGGCACAGGGCAGCUCUCACCCCUCAACUGUGCCCCAGUCCAUGCUGUACCCCAACUCUCCCAGCUGGGAAACAGCUGGUAUCCACCCUGUCAUCCCAACUCCCCAGGCUCAUGACAUGACCUCUGAGGUGGGAAUGCCAAGAGCCCACACAGGGAGCCCUCUGAAGUUCCUGACUGUGCAAGCAUCUGUGGCUGCAAAACAGCCCCUCAUGGUGACUGAGGCCUCUCUCCACCUAGAAGCAGGGACAGGUGUCAGGCAAGGAGAGCUGCCCACCACAGCUGGCACUGUCACUAUCCACCCUGUGGACACUGUGCCGCCUGACUGGGAUGACACGAAACUGGGGGAUGUAAGUCAAGGGGGAAGCACAUCUCACGAGGAGGUGACAGAGGACCUGGGGGUGACAGAACCAUCCCAGACACUGCAGGGAGGUGUGAGGGAGGAAGAAGAUGCAACAAGAAUGCUGCCAUCCCCAGCAGCCCCUCCACCAACUCCUGAGCUUGCCAAGGAGACCAACUGCACAGUGCUGGUGCAAGGGGAGGUGCUGCCAGCAGCUUCCACAGACAGUAGUGAUGCUCUCCACACUGUGAACCUGACAGGCAUAGACAUGGCUGAUCUGGACUCACUGGAAAACAUAAAUGCAGUCACAGCAGAGGAGGGAAAAAGCAUCCUGUUGUCACAGCCAGAGGCUGCUGUGGUGACAAAUAAACAGUCCAAUCUCUCUCCUACUCUGGAAAGCUCAUGGAAAGGUGUUACUCAGGAGGUGACAACAGUUGCCCGGGAGGCUGAUGCUGCUCUGUCAGUUGUGACACUGGUGCCUGGUGCUACCCAGGGAGUGGGAGCUGCAAACUUUCCCCAGGAAAACAGUGGGGAGGACACCCAGAUGCUGACUGUUCCUAGUGCUGUCCAGAUGCUGGUGACAACUGGUACUUCCUCUAUGGCAAACACUCCAGAUAUAGAAGAUCUCACAGAAGUGGUCCUGGUCACCAGUGAGAAGGCUGUUCCAGCUCCUGGUGGAUUGUCUGCUACCCAGUCUGGACAGACAGAAGAGCCAUCCAGCAGAACUGCAGUCCUGGUAACUCCAGCAUCAAUGGCUUCUGUCAGGAGGACAGCUCUUCCAUCUGUGAGGAGGAUCAGUACAGCUGUGACCUAUGGGCUGGACCGCCUGGAGUCAGAAGAGGGGGAGGAGGAGGAAGAGGAUGAAGAGGAAGAGGAAGAAGAAGAGGAGGAAGAGGAAGAUGAGGAGGACAAAGACAUAGAUUUGAUGGAUGAAAGCGUGGAGGGUGACACCGAGCUGCCAGGUUUCACACUUCCAGGCGAGACCUCCCAGGAGCCCAUAGCUGGCCUGGAAAACCCUGUGGCCCAGCUGGCCGGGUUGUCCUACCAGGUUCCUGACACCAUUGAGUGGGAGCAGCAGAACCAGGGUCUGGUGAGAAGCUGGAUGGAGAAGCUGAAAGAUAAGGAAGGAGGCAUGUCUAGUACCAUCUAUGCUUAUAGCAGAGCACCUUGGCCUGGGAUUCAGCCAGAGCAAAUGCUGAAAGGACAGAGAAUGGUUUUCCCGACGAAGGCCGGAUACAUGUCAGGAAUGCUGGUUCCUGUAGGAGUUGGAAUAGCAGGAGCCCUCUUUAUCUUAGGAGCACUCUACAGCAUUAAGAUUAUGAAUCGCCGAAGGAGAAACGGCUCGAAGAGACAUAAAAGAAAGCAGAGGGAAUUUAACAGCAUGCAAGACCGAGUCAUGCUCUUAGCCGACAGCUCUGAAGAUGAAUUUUGAAUUGAACUGCAGUGCCGUUGUGAUAGCCUGUGACUUUUAAAAAGAGGGAGUGGGAGAAAAAGAACAAGCGACUUUCUGCUGCAUCGCUGCUCUCCGCCGCCCCAAGCCACUGAGCAGUGGUCAGUACCACCCCGGCGAAAUGGCAUGCUACGCUCUACGUGUAUCGCGCAGUGAUGUUUGUUUUGAAACAGUAGUGAGAUUUCACAUUCGCACCCGGCGCCUCCUUCAGAUCCACAGCGUGUCUUGUUACAGCUGGAGCUGAUCCGUAUGGAUGAUUAUUUUCCUAUUACCCUGGUGUACUGUUUUGGUCCUGGCUGGCAGUAAUCUAAUCAUAACAAUAGCUCUCACCUAACCCGGGAAUGGAAAUCUUUACUGUGAAUGACUUCUGUCCAAUUAAUUUUAAAUGUUACAUUACCUGAGCUAGAGUUCAUUAGUGCUAAGAUUAGCUGCUCUGCUUAAUUAAUGAGUUAUACACUUGAACUGUAUCCCUUGCCACCUGAAAAGUGCCCAUGUACAGUGUUGUUGAUACAGUUUGAAGCACAUUUCUGCACUCGGGUCCCCAACUCUCACCCCUUCUUUCUUCCUUCAGCUCUGCUCCAUGCUUCUUGGAGACACACAGGAAUGGCCUCAACACCUGAUUUACAACAAAAAUUCUAAUCCAUUUUCAACCAGCACUGUCUGUUACAGCACAAUAAAUACCAGCACUCACCUACUGAUGGAUAGCCUUGCAUGGAUCUCUUUAAGUUUUGUUCAGUGUGCAAGUAGGUAACAGAAGAGGCAGGUCAGAGGUUUCGUCAGCUUCUGCCUCCUGUUUGAAGGACACCAGUUACAGGUUCAUCUCUUUCACAAGGCUGCAUUCACAUAGAGGUGAAAGUGGAGCAUCUGUCUCCUUUACCCACUGGAAAUUGCAUUUUCAGCCCCUGAAAGCUGCAUGAACAGCAGCACCUUUGGGGGAUCUGGCUAGGUCUUGCCUCCAGACCAACGAAUGCAGAAAGGUACCAAAGGCUGUGGAGUGGGUGACUGUCACUGUUGAGGGAUUUGUGGUUAGUAGUCAGAAAGCAGCUGCAGCCACAGCUGGAGAGAUGUCUGCUAUGGGGAGGUGAAAUGGGACACUGGGAACCCUGGGCCAUGGGGGAAAAGGUGAAGCUGUGGGACAGAUGACUGCACAGAUUUGUGGAGGUGAAGCCCAAGGGUGGCACUGGGUGAGAGCAAGCUGCUGUGCUGCCUGGGCUGCUAGCACUGGGUUGCACAGGGAGACAGCCAGUGUCUGAGACGUUACAGGGACCAAGCAGGGGAAACUCAUGUUGCUUUGCUCAGAAAUGCUGUCAAAAUAGCUAGAAAAAGGGCUGCGUUGCUUUAUCUCUGCUUCCAGUUGUGAAAUUACUUCAAUCUGACAUUUAUGCAAAACAUCCACGUUUCAUAGGUGGGAAUCACUGUUCUGUGGGGAAUCAUCCUUCAUACAAGGAGCAGCAACUGCUGUCAGAGGAGACCUGGCUAGACAAAUAAGGCCAGACCACACAUCUACUGAGAUUAAAUCCCACUGAGUCUUUGAAGAAGUGGAGGAGAGGAGAGUUUGAGGAGGGGCAAAUGCAGGAUUUCAUUCCUUGUAAAGGUGAAAAGGCCUGUCAGGCUGUCAAGGGUGGAUAUCAGUGGUGCUAAGCACAUGUCUCACAGGCAUGUGAAUGGGUGUGGAAGGUAGAGAGGACAUUCAGAAUACCCUCUUGAAGCUGAGUUCUCUCUGGAGAGAGGCAGGGCCUCCUCUGGACAUUAAAUCAUCAAGCGUGAUGUUUAGCUCCAAACAAGCAGUGCUCUUCAGAGCCCAGGUACUUUCCUGUAGGCCUUAUCUACACAUCUACUGAGUCACCUGGAGAAGGACAGGCAGGACAACCUGGUUUCAGAAUGCUGCUACUAAUGCUAGUCUUCCAGAUGAAGAGCUGUGUGUGGUCCCUCACACGCUGAUCCUGCUGAGUGUGUGGGAAGCAGGCUGGGGGAGACACAGUAAAACCCAGUCCAUCAACAUGCUGGGGAAUCUUCAUACCCCAGUCCCUCUAGGACAGGCUUUCCCAGCCAGGGCUCCACAGUGCUUGCAGCUCUCCCUUUUUGUUCCUGAAACUUUGACCAGGAAAAUUUUUCCUUGCUAAAUGCAGCCCCACAUCUUUAACAGGCACUGUUAAGUCCAGGGGCCCCUACGCCAAAUAAAUGCCUCUUUCUUCCAUAAGUUAUUAGUCCAAGCUAAGAAGUUUUCCUUCCAGACUGGUCUCUCCAUAUUUCCUUCUCACUGCAAAGUCUCUUGGAGUUUGGAGAUGGUCAGGAGGUGUUAACAGUCCAGUUGAGUGUUGCUGGCUGUCUUGCUGGGGAAUCAGGAAACGUUGUCCCCAGGGCUCUUUGAUGAUUUGUUCCUGGCAAGGUGAGAUGGAAGUGUGAUGCAAGGUGGAAUGACUUCUCCUCCGUUCCAGUUUGCUGGAGACCAUCUCCAGAAAGGCUUGUCUUUCAGGUACAGCACCAGGCAGGCUGGAAACAAGACUGCAUAGGCAGCUGUGGGAUGUUCUUGAAGUGCUUUACCCUCAUCCAGCCAGGGAGGCAUGGAGAAUAAGCAGUGACAAAGGGCAUUGGCCUCUCUGCAAGAGGGUUUCUGUCUUGGAGAGCAGAAAGGAUGGUAGCUGGGGUGGUGGAGUCCUUCGCAUGCAACUGUAGCCUGAAAGAGAGACCCAAAAUAGCACUGGAAAAGAGGAGCAGCCAGCGAUACUGCAGAACAAGAGCAGAUGCACCAGCAAGACCCAGGCAGCUGGAGACCAGCAGGGGUUUGUGCAACAACAGCCCGUGAAGGACAGUCUCCUCUUGCUUUCCUGUUAGUGGUAGUGCCAUGCGGCAUGUGCUCACAGCACCAGCUGUGCUAGGUAGCCGGUAGAACACAGAGCUGCUGGGCCAGUCACACGGAGGAGGGAUGGCUGAGCUAGGCUGCUGCUCUGAGCGUCAGUAUCCCAGCUCCGGCAGCACAGGAGGAGCUUUAUGGAUGGGAUGUUGCUUUGAUGGAUUGGGAGGGCUGGUGAGGAGGUGCCGUGGCCUUUCAUUGUGCUAAUAAAUCCACAGUUUGGGAAACACUGACUUUCUACAGUGGCAAUCAGUUUUAUUGUAUCUCUUCUUCUCCCUCCCCAAAAUAAUGAACUUAAGAAAUUAAAGGCAAUGCUGCCAGUCAGAAUGACAAAGGUGGUGUUUUAGCGCAUCAGCUGAGUGCCCUGGUGUCCUCAAGAACCAGGCUUCACUCAGUGCAGGCACGGUAGGGGUUGCUGGGGUGCUGGAAAUGAGCGAUGCCACAAGUGGAGCUGACAAAUAGUUGCAAAUAUCAAAGCGGUUCUAUGGCAAGUAUGGUAGGAUAAGCUGGGCGAGCGGGAGAGUUGUAGCCAAAAGGGGUGUCCAGCUGCAUCCACAGUUCAGUGCUGGAGCCAGACUUACAGGCUAGAAGGGCUGCCCAAAAAUUUUGCUUGUGGUUCAUCUUCACUCCCAGGCCUGUCUCUGGCUCUGAACACCAUCAGCCAAGGUGUCUCGGUUGAGAGCUGCUCAUUGGCAGAAGGCAACUGUUGGCCAACUUUCUGAGCUGCUCAGCAGUGCAGAGGGAUCCCAAGCAAUGCCCAUUUGAAGUGGAGGUGUUUGUUGAAUAGUUGGUUUUGGUCAGGCACCUGCCCCAAAGCCUGGAGGCUCCUCGUAUCUUCAGCUUAGCUGUGCUUAACGUGGAGGCAAGAGAGAGUCAAAAGCAGCCUCGGGUCCCGGUGAAGCUUGGCAGAGCACAGACAGUGUUUUCUGCAAUGCUCCUCGUGUCAGUGCAGUUUCUGCAGGUCAUUAAAGCACAAACAUCAUUCAGCUCCUUCCCUUCUCAUCCAAGGCCAAUAGACUUUGGACUGGGCUCUACACAACUCCUGGAAUUUGACUCACAUCAGACUACAGGCAGGGAGGUGAGGAGGGUGUCAGGUGGGAGCUCUACUUCUUACUGCUCUACUGAUUUAAUCUAUAAUUCUGCAUUUCCAAACAUGCAGAUUCUUUUGAAAGAGACAGGACAAGAAAAACAGUCAAGAAGGGCCCUCCUCAUCCUCCCUGCUGGCUAAACUGCAAGCCCCUGAAUGUAGAGGUGCGUCAUGACACUGCUAACACAGCCUUGGCCCCAUGCAAAGGCAUGGCUGUGACAGUGACUUUGCUGCAGCAAUAAUCUCUCAACUCGACACAAGAUGAGUCACUCACCUCUGUUUUGGGUUUUCCUGAUAGCACAAGCCAGAAUUUAUUAUACACAUCGCACAACUGCUUUGGCAUCUACAGCCCCGUUUCCAACGGGAGGAACCAGCCUGCCUGAUGUGCAGCUCUUGCCCUGAUGAAAUGCACCUGCACCAUCCAGCUGCUGAUUUUUAAAGGUGUCUCUAAUGCCAGAUGUUUACCUAGCUGAGGUUCCUCUGGACUGCACUGCUUCCAUAGAGUGAUAUUAGCAGUCCUUGUGCUUUCUUGUGUUUUUCUAUUUCAGACAAGAACAACAACUCAUACUGUAGCUAUGGAAUGUAGCACUUUGUUAAAUUAAAACAUUGGGAAAUAAAAAGCUGUCCACCAUAUCUGACUUUAAGCGCCUUGUCUCCCUGAUCUGUGUUCAUGGCAUUCACUGUCUCAGGAAAAGCUGUGAAGUGCUUGUGUGGAAGACUUGGGUGUUGCGUUUCUUUCUCGGUGCUGCAUGGUCAGUGCAAGGACUCAGGCUGAUCUUGCAGGGGCAACGCAAGCCAUGGGGAGGCUCAGCCUGGGACUUUCUGGGUAAGAUUUACCUGGAGGUAGGUGUCGGCCAUAGGCUGUGAUGAGUAACACCCCAAAUUCCCUUGGCUGGGUUUCCAGUAGCUCUAAGGAGCCCCAGUGCUGAUACGCUUACACCAUUGGUGUUUGCAUAUGGCUAGGUGUCCUUGUGCAUACCAGGACAUUUGUCCUUUCUCUUUUGCCCUGUGAGCAAGGGCCUGUGCCAAAAUCUUUCAAGACCCCAGUAAUAUGGCACUGGUGAGCCUUGAGUUUCAGUUGUAGGUGCUGCAAAUGUUUCAUAAAAGAGCAGUCUUAUUGCAGGUGAAUAUUAUUGCACACACCUCGAUGGACCUGUGAUCGAGCAGGAGAGUCAGAAAGACGUGAGCGUGAGUAAGAGGUGUACAGGCUGGGUUUAUAAUUGCCUUUCCAGUCCUGUUUGCUGAUGUCCUUGAAUGCAUCGUGUUAUUGCAUGCAACUACAUGGGCUGGGUACGCAUCCUUCUGCUGUAUUGUGUAUAGGUGGAGGUCCCAGGGUGGGGAUGUGAGCCAGCAGGGCACAUGGCCAGCCUGCGGCGGUGGCUGCCGGCUCCUCUCCACUCUUCCUCUACUAAUAAAAGCCAGCAAGAACUAUUUGUCC